AUGAAGACCGCAUCUAUGAUCCAAUUAACGGUGUUGUUGUCGAUGAUGCUGGGCCGUGCUGCAUCGAGAGUACUUCAACGCAAGCCCAAAGGCACUUUUGCAAAUUUCACAGUGAUGAACGAGAAAAGCGUCAGCGACAACGGUUUAAUAAUGAACGCAGUGCUGUCCUGGGGCAAGUGGCAGCAGGAUGAAGAGGAUGUGACCACAAUCAACCACAUCGGCUUCGAUAGUGGUCGAGCGGCGAACUUCACGGCAUCGGGCCGCGAUGGCAGCCCCACCGGCGCGGAGGGUACUUUCGAAAUACACGAGGGCGGAAAAAAGAUCGCCGUCGUCGAAUUCAAUAUACCGUUCUGGGGUAAAAACGAGUUUAGCAUUCGCGAGGUGGACGGCCAAUAUGUGUGCAAGCAGAGGGGCUUCACGACCGACCGCUCCCCGACUAUCAUUAUUAAGUGUCGUAAGAUUUCCAGU
Iphiclides podalirius (scarce swallowtail) is the source of this 468-nucleotide messenger RNA. NCBI's taxonomy places the organism in Eukaryota, Metazoa, Arthropoda, Insecta, Lepidoptera, Papilionidae. The record is from the annotation of a GenBank genome assembly.